Molecule: messenger RNA, 469 nt
Organism: Amyelois transitella
Lineage: Eukaryota; Metazoa; Arthropoda; Insecta; Lepidoptera; Pyralidae
Gene: ND-MLRQ
Product: cytochrome c oxidase subunit NDUFA4
Exons: 3
Coding region: 136-381 (81 amino acids)
Source: RefSeq, a predicted model, not a curated record
ACAGUGACAUCACGAACACGACAUUGGCAAUUCUAAAAAUUGCAGCAGAAAAGAAAGAUCUUCCCGUUCCUGCAGUUUUGUAUUGAUCUUCUACUAAAUAUUUGUUCGUGACAUUUCUAAAAGAACAACAGAAAAAUGCAAGGUUUGAGCCUUCAAAGCUUGAAGAAGCACAAAGCUUUGAUCCCGCUAUACGUAUGCACGGCCCUGGGUUGCGGCGGAGCGGUGUUCUACCUUUUGCGGCUGGCUACACGCUCGCCCGACGUCUCCUGGAGCAAGAGGAACAACCCCGAGCCCUGGGAAGAGUACAGGACAAAGCAGUACAAGUUCUACUCGCCCAACAGGGAUUACAGUAAGGAGGGGUCUCCGGCUCCCAAAUACUAAAAUUGGAUCAGUUGAAUCAAUAGCACCGAUUGCUUUACAUUAUUGCUAGAAGUUUAUCAUUUAAUAAAUAGAAUAUGUGAUAUCCAAA